Messenger RNA from Mesoplodon densirostris (Blainville's beaked whale), 3842 nucleotides. RefSeq names its product cytosolic iron-sulfur assembly component 1 (gene CIAO1). The record is from RefSeq and is a predicted model, not a curated record. The coding region runs from base 131 to 1150 and encodes 339 amino acids. NCBI's taxonomy places the organism in Eukaryota, Metazoa, Chordata, Mammalia, Artiodactyla, Ziphiidae. Gene Ontology annotation, molecular function: protein binding. Gene Ontology annotation, biological process: iron-sulfur cluster assembly. The transcript has 7 exons. Gene Ontology annotation, cellular component: cytosolic [4Fe-4S] assembly targeting complex.
GGCAGAAGCCGCGGGUGCUUUAGUUCCAAGGAGGACCCCGGCCCUCAGGAGGAAAAGGAUCUGCCUGGUGGGAGCCGCAGUUGGCGCGGCUGGCUCUGCUCACCUGUGCCUCCUCCUGAGGCGGGCAGCCAUGAAGGACUCGCUGGUGUUGCUCGGCCGUAUCCUGGCGCACCCGGACUCCCGCUGCUGGUUCCUGGCCUGGAACCCCGCGGGAACCCUGCUCGCCUCGUGCGGGGGCGACCGGAGUGUCCGCAUCUGGGGCAGGGAGGGUGACAGCUGGAUCUGCAAAUCUGUCCUUUGUGAAGGCCACCAGCGCACCGUGCGGAAGGUGGCCUGGUCUCCCUGUGGGAAUUACCUGGCCUCCGCCAGCUUUGACGCUACCACUUGCAUUUGGAAGAAGAACGAUGAUGACUUUGAGUGUGUAACCACUCUGGAGGGCCACGAAAAUGAGGUCAAGUCAGUAGCCUGGGCCCCAUCUGGCAACCUCCUUGCCACCUGCAGCCGAGAUAAGAGUGUGUGGGUCUGGGAAGUUGAUGAAGAAGACGAGUAUGAAUGUGUCAGUGUCCUCAACUCUCACACACAGGACGUCAAGCAUGUGGUUUGGCACCCGAGCCAGGAGCUGUUAGCCUCUGCCAGCUAUGAUGACACAGUGAAGCUCUACCGGGAGGAAGAGGAUGACUGGGUAUGCUGUGCCACCCUCGAAGGCCACGAAUCCACCGUGUGGAGCUUGGCCUUUGACCCCAGUGGCCAGCGCCUGGCCUCUUGCAGUGAUGACCGUACCGUGCGCAUCUGGCACCAGUAUCUACCAGGCAAUGAGCAAGGGGUGGCGUGCAGCGGCUCUGACCCGAGCUGGAAAUGUAUCUGCACCUUGUCAGGCUUCCACUCCAGGACCAUUUACGAUGUCGCUUGGUGUCAGCUGACAGGGGCCCUGGCUACCGCCUGUGGGGAUGAUGCCAUCCGAGUGUUCGAGGAGGAUCCCGGCUCAGAUCUGCAGCAGCCCACCUUCUCUGUGACGGCGCACGUGCCUCAGGCCCAUUCCCAGGAUGUCAACUGUGUGGCCUGGAAUCCCAAGGAGCGGGGGCUCCUGGCCUCCUGCAGUGAUGAUGGAGAGUUGGCCUUCUGGAAAUAUCAGCCGUCUGAAGGCCUCUGAGCCACCUUGACUUUGGACAGAAUCAUGGUUCCCCAGAAAAUGUCAUAAGACUUUCCCAGCCCCUGAGAGGACCCGGAGGAGCAUGCCUGACCUUCCUUUAACUUGGCCCUCCUCCAUGCAGACUCGGGUAGAAGUGCAGGCCACAGAACCACUCACCCUUUCCCCCCCUUUGACACGGAGUCCUUGGUAAAGAGCUACGGAACAUCAAUCUAUUGUACUUAAGCCAGAUUUUGCUUGCUUUAGAGCACAGUGUUAAAUUUGGGCGUGGUGGUGAGUAUACUAUUUAUAAUCAUCAUAUCUAUAUGUAGGAGUGAUAUAUCUCAGCCCUUUCUGAAACUGUAAGCUUUAUAGAAAUAAUCUGAGUCCCAAGUCCUGUUUUAUAAGGACAUUCACAGUCUAAAAGAAUUCCAUGGUGAGUCCUUUUCUGAAGUAGGUCCUCCCUUCUCGAUUUCUGGGCAAACCCUUGCAUUUAAGACAUUCAGUCAAUACUGAAGGAAAUUUUUUUUUUUUUUGGCUGUGUUGGGUCUUCGUUGCUGCGGGUGGGCUUUCUCUAGUUGCGGCGAGCGGGGGACUACUCUUUGUUGCGGUGAGAUUUCUCAUUGCAGUGGCUUCUCGUUGGGGAGCACGGGCUGUAGGCGCACAGGCUUCAGUAGUUGCAGCACGCGGGCUCAGUAGUUGUGGCUCGCGGGCUCUAAUACGCAGGCUCAGUAGUUGUGGCGCACAGGCUUAGUUGCUCUGUGGCAUGUGGGAUCUUCCCAGACCAGGGCUCAAACCUGUAUCCACUGCAUUGGCCGGUGGAUUCUUAAUCACUGCGCCACCAGGGAAGGCCUGAAGGAAAUUUUUUGAUGUAGGUUGGUUUAGCGUGAGAAACACCUCUGCUUUCCCUUCAAAACCCUUAACGUACCUUCUGUGUUAUGUGCUGUGAUGACAGCCGGGAAGUGCUGAGAAAUAAAUGGGGAGGACAUCACCCCCAGAAGGGAGAAUUAUUGGUGGCCAAAGGUCAUGCAUUCUCAGUGGGGAUGAAAAUUGGGUCUUGGGUGAGGGGCAAAAAAAAAUCUUAGAGACAGUAAUUUGUGGCCCUCAAAAGGACCACAGUACGUAAAUACGCUGUGGUCUGUCGUAUUAGAUUGUCAUAGUGGGGGUGAGUAGCAAAAAGAUGCCGAUUAAGGCCCCUUAAGGCAAUGAUGAUGAAAAAAUGGUAGAGAAACACUGGCACAGGUAGUCAGUGCUUUAGUCUCAUGUUAUCCUCUGAUAGGCACUUCCAAGUGGGUUUUGACUUGAGGCCUGUCUUCAAGCCCACAGCCUUCACUUGAUUUUUUUUUUUUUUUUUUUUGCUGUACGCGGGCCUCUCACUGCUGUGGCCUCUCCCGCUGCGGAGCACAGGCUCCGGACACACAGGCUCCGCGGCCAUGGCUCGCGGGCCCAGCCGCUCCGCGGCAUGUGGGAUCUUCCGGGAUCGGGGCACGAACCCGUGUCCCCUGCAUCGGCAGGCGGACCCUCAACCACUGCGCCACCAGGGAAGCCCCACUUGAUUUUUUACACCACAGAAAUCAUGACCUUAGAUUUUGAAGACAGCUGGGGCAGUACCUAGAGCAGUGGUUCUCAAGGUGUGGUCUGCCGGUCACUGGAAAUCCCUAGAUUUUUUCAGCAGUUGGCGCCUGGACAGGAAGCAAGGCAAUGGCACCAAAUACCACAGUCGUUGUCUCCAUGCCUUGCUCUCAAAGUGAAAAAAUUGCCAACGUCCCUGAGAAAUGUCCUCCAUAGAAUAAGAGAUAAAUUGUAUUAAAUCUUGACCCUUGAGCAUACAGCUCAUGUUCUGCAAUGACGGGAAGCGCACACAAGCACUCCUGCUGUGCACUGAGGUGCGGAUGUCUUGAGGAAAGGCAGUUGUGCAGGUGUAGGCUGAAUCAACCGUGUUGUGCAUGGCAUAACCAUUUCUACUCGAAAGAACGAGCAAAUUAUGGUAUUUAGACUUGGCUAUUUGGGAGACAUUUUCCGGAAGAUGAACGGAAUGAGCCUUUCACUUCAAGGGAAACUGAUAGUGUUGCCAAUGAUAAAAGCUUUUAAGCAAAAAUUAGAAUCUUUGAAAACUUGUAUUGCCGCCAUGAGCUUGACAUGUUCUCCAUGCUUAGACUUUUCUGAGGGGACUGGUGGUGCUAUGAACAAACAUGAUCUGUAUGAUGAAAUGUAUUGACAUACAUUUACAUAGUUCAGUGAACGAGCAUUUUCCAAAUGCCUAAUGCAUGUUACAAAAUCACUCAUGGGUAAGACUCAUUAAAAGUGUAAGGCCAGUGGGUUUUAAUGUAAGAGUAUAAAAAGCUCAUUGAUAAGGUUUCAGAUCCACAUUGCCUUUAAGAAACUACCACCUGUGGAGUGGUGACAUAGCAUCACGUAGCCUCAGUUACCUGAGAAGCCUAUUUAAAAACUCCUUUUUCCAACUUCAUAUCUGUGUGAAGUCAGCUUUACGUCAGCACAACACACAACAGGUUGUGGAAGCAGCUGUGAGAAUCCAACUGUCUUCUAUUAAGCCAGACAUGAAAGAGAUCUGCAAAAAUGUAAAAUGCCACUCUUCUCCCUGGAUUUGUUUUGGAAGUUGUUUCUCAUAAAAAGUUAACAUAAGUUACUGUUGUUUUAAAAUCCAUUUACUAUAGUAAAUAAACAUCAAUGGCUAUAACCCAGAUAAUAAAGGCUG